This is a messenger RNA of Hemibagrus wyckioides, 7839 nucleotides long. RefSeq names its product connector enhancer of kinase suppressor of Ras 2a (gene cnksr2a). The record is from RefSeq and is a predicted model, not a curated record. The transcript is spliced from 21 exons. Gene Ontology annotation, molecular function: protein binding. Gene Ontology annotation, biological process: regulation of signal transduction. The coding region runs from base 451 to 3546 and encodes 1031 amino acids. Gene Ontology annotation, cellular component: cytoplasm; membrane. Lineage: Eukaryota; Metazoa; Chordata; Actinopteri; Siluriformes; Bagridae.
UCUCUCUCUCUCUCUCUCUCUCUCUCUCGCUGCGCUGUGCUUUUCUCCCCCCUCCACCAUCAGCUCCUGUCUGCUAGAGGAACCGACUGCAGCCGGUGUGAGCAGUAACAGUAACUGGACGCACCUCUGGACAACAUCCGCGAUGUGAAGCCGCCCGAACCGAACCGUAAAGAGGUGUUCUGCGUGUGCGUGAUGUUUAACGCAUAAACAUUUUCAAAAAUCCAAACGCAAAGGGGAUGAGAUGAGCUGAGAUGAGCUGAGAUGAGAUGAGAGGCGGUGGGAGCGGUGUCCGGGCGAUGCGCAUGAAAUCGGAGCGUCGCGGAAACUGAGCGGGUCCUGAGGUACGGGACGAGAUCCGUACCCACAGCAUUAAAGGAAUCCCCCCUCUACACACACACACACACACACACUUCCUGCUCAUCACGCACGGCUGCUAGAGAAACUUUCCUGAUGGCCCUCGUCAUGGAACCUGUGAGCAAAUGGAGUCCCAGUCAAGUGGUGGACUGGAUGAAAGGACUGGACGACUGUCUGCAGCAGUACAUUAAGAACUUCGAGCGAGAGAAAGUAGGUGGUGAUCAGCUGCUCCGCAUCACCCAUCAGGAGCUGGAGGAUCUGGGCGUGUCACGGAUCGGACACCAGGAGCUCAUCCUGGAGGCGGUGGACCUGCUGUGUGCUCUGAAUUACGGACUCGAGACUGAGAACCUGAAAACUCUGUCUCACAAGCUCAAUGCCUCGGCCAAGAACCUGCAGAACUUCAUCACUGGCCGCAGGCGCAGCGGUCACUACGACGGCAGAACCACACGCAAACUUCCCAACGAUUUCCUGACGUCCGUGGUGGACCUGAUCGCUGCGGCUAAGAGUCUGCUGGCCUGGCUGGAUAGGUGCUACUUUUUUUUCAGGUCUCCUUUUGCUGCAGUGACGGAUUAUUCAGUGACGAGGAACAACGUGAUCCAGCUGUGUCUCGAACUGACCACCAUCGUACAGCAGGACUGCACUGUUUAUGAGACGGAGAAUAAAAUCCUGCAUGUGUGUAAGACGUUAUCCGGGGUGUGUGAUCACAUCAUCUCUCUCUCUUCGGACCCUCUGGUGUCUCAGUCGGCUCAUCUGGAGGUGGUCCAGCUGGCCAACAUCAAGCCCAGUGAAGGACUGGGCAUGUACAUCAAAUCCACAUACGAUGGACUUCACGUCAUCACCGGAACAACUGAGGGGUCUCCAGCAGAUCGCUGUAAGAAGAUCCACGCAGGUGAUGAGGUGAUCCAGGUGAACCAUCAGACAGUGGUGGGCUGGCAGUUGAAAAACUUGGUAAACUCCCUGCGUGGUGACCCUGGAGGGGUGACUCUGACACUGAAAAAACGGCCCCAGAGCACGCUCACCUCGGCCCCGGCCCUGCUAAAGAACAUGAGGUGGAAGCCCCUGGCCCUUCAGCCUGUCGCUCCCAAGAGCCCCACCAGCAGCUCGGCCACACCCACCAGCACCAUCAGCACACCCACCAAACGGGACAGCUCCGCCCUUCAUGACCUGUAUAUCCCGCCCCCUCCCCCUGAGCCCUACACACCCAGGGACGAGCAGGGGAAUCUCCCCAGUGAAGAGCGAGGUCAGGGACUUCCUGCAGCCAAAGGCUCUGAGUCUCCAAACUCUUUCCUGGAUCAGGAAUAUCGUCAUCGCUUCCCUCUGAUGGAGGAUGAAGCUGUGCUCUACUGCUACGAUUACGAGCCAGGACGCGGACAUCCGCCCUCUCGCAGAGAUGCCACGCCCACUUAUGGUCGUUUAAGGCCUAUCUCCAUGCCUGUGGAAUAUAACUGGGUUCCGGACUAUGAAGAUCCGGCCAGACUGAAGAGAGAGGGCAGGAGAGAUAACUCGAUGCUCCGGUACGUAAACGAAGAGAAGGUUCCAGAAGAAUAUCUGACCGGACGCAGCGCCAAGCGUGACACGGGCAAACGGUCCAAGAAGAAAAGCGAGAAGAGCAGUAGCCCCUCCCACUAUGGCCUGCUGCCCGCCCUGCAGAUGGAGGUCCUGCGGCAGGAGUCCAUGUCCACCCCGAGCUCAGACUCCACAUCGCUCUACCACACAUUCCAGGGAUCCUCCCUGCUAUCAAAGUCCAAGAAGAAACACAAAGGUGCGCCCCUGUCCUCCAUCAGCAAGAGGAGGAUCUCCUGUAAGGACCUGGGUCGAGGAGACUGCGAAGGUUGGCUCUGGAAGAAGAAGGAUGCUAAAAGCUACUUUUCCCAGAAAUGGAAGAAAUACUGGUUUGUCCUAAAGGAUGCCUGCCUCUACUGGUACAUGAACGAGGAGGAUGAGAAAGCUGAAGGGUUUGUCAGCCUCCCGGAGUUCAAAAUUGACCGUGCCAGCGAGUGCCGCAAGAAGUAUGCUUUUAAAGCGUGUCACCCCAAAAUCAAGAGCUUCUACUUUGCGGCUGACGGAGUGGACGACAUGAACAGGUGGCUGAGUCGGCUAAACAUGGCGGCGGCCGGCUAUGCCGAGAGAGAGAAGAUCCGUCAGGAGCAAGCUGAUUACUGGAGUGAAAGUGAACACGAGGAUAACGAAACCCCGUCCACACCGAAGCAGGACAGUCCACCUCCACCAUACGACACGUACCCUCGCCCCCCCUCGAUGUCCUGCGCGAGUCCAUACCCAGGACCCAAGCACAGCCGGCUGUCGUCCACCGAAACCUCACACUCGCGCUCGUCUCAUGAGGAGUACCGCUCGGAUCCUCCGGGUGGAGGCAGCAGCAGCGGCGGCGGUUCUCCGGCCCGUAAGUCUGCGAGUCAGCGGCGUUCGUGGCAGGACCUGAUCGAGACGCCACUCACCAGCUCUGGGCUGCACUACCUGCAGACGCUGCCGCUGGAGGACGCCGUGUUUGUUGAGCCGGGCAACGGGAUGUCCCCUGAGCGCCGCCGCCAGUCCACGCUGCCCGCCCAGCGCACGCUCCUGCAGGAGCACUAUGGACCAUUCGACAUGGCCGAGGGCGAGUGUCUGCGGGACCCUGCGGCGGGUGGAGGGAAACCCCGAAGCUUCACACUGCCACGCGACAGCGGCCUGCACGCGCUCCUCUCGCCUUCCGCUAGCAUGGCAGAGCAACGGGAUCCUCCACACAGAGGUGACGACGGGGAGCACGAGUGGGAACACGAACGUCAGCGCCACGCCGACUCUCUGGGAGACCUGUACCGGGCGCUAGAGCGUGCUAGCGUGUCUCCUCUGGGUGAGCCGCUUCUCUCCACCCGUCUAGAGUACAAGCACUCGUUUGUGCGCCGCUGCAAUGACCCGCUGCUCAACGACAAAGUGCAUCAGCUGCGCAUCCUGCAGAGCACGCUCAAGGACAGGGAAGGCGAGAUAGCAGUGAUUGACAAGCUGCUGGACAAACCCAAGCUCACGUCCUCCGACUUCCAGGAGUGGAAGAGAACGUACAUGGAGCUGUUCUCAGCUGAAGACAAGAAGGAGCGGCAACCUAGUCCACUGUCGGAGCCCAGCCCCGCGUCCACUCCCGAGCCCACACCGCGCACGCCCUCCCUCUCACACACACACUCCUACAUCGAGACCCAUGUCUGAGUCACACACACACACACACACACACGUUAUCAGGUUGUAAGUGGCACGUCUCAGAAGCAUAAAGUGUUAUACACUCAGUAGUGUAGGUUUAUUUAAAGGAAAACUCCAGCUUUGUGUGUGAAGACUCCAAACUCACUCAUCUAAUGGACGUCUGAGGGCAUUUGUUCAAGUUUAACGUCAGAUUGCACCUUCAUGAAGCUGUAAAUGUAAAUUCAGAGAUGGAACUAUUUUGUCUGAUGGUGUAACGAUACUUCAGGGAAGUGUAAAGUGACCGGAUCUACUUUUUCCUGUUUAGCUCCAGAGCUGCUGUGGAUCCGAUGCAUAAAACUGUGCUACUAUUUAUAUUUUCCCUUUCCUAGUCUCGGGUUUUAAAGGUGUAGUGACGAUAUUUGACAUCUGCCCUUAGUCGUCUAUUAUCUGUACGUUUGGUGUAAAUUUUUUCAUCUAGUUUUUGUAGGGAAACUUGUGGAAAAGUCGAUCAGUAACUUGAAACUCAAACAAACACACGACAGAUGAUAGAGCUUACAUAAACAAACAAACAAACAAACAAUGGAGUAUUUCUUUAAUAGUGUCAUCGAAUAGACACACAUAAUUUGUGUUAAAAGUGCAAACAAACAAACAAACAAACAAACAAACAAACCAGCAGCCUUGACUCACAACACUGGAUUUGGAAACACUGGUCACUGGUUUUAACCACCGCAAUGUUUCCUGAGACGCUAACACAAGUGACGGCCUUCACACGGUGCAAUAGGACCGAACCAUGCCCAGGUCUGUGCUGUAACAGAACCGCAGGAUGGACUGAACAAAUCUGGAUGUUAAAACUGAAGCCUGGAAAUUUGGAGCAACAGAAACCUGGACAUCACAUCAUAAUCUCAGUUUUUUAUUAUUUUGUAGUUUCUUUGCUUAUUGCCACAUGAGCCAGUUGCUUAACGCUGCACAUCGUCACGAUUUCUAAAAGAAUCUCAAAGAUCUUAAGAGUCCAUAAGUCCAGAUCUGUUAGUCUGUACUACAGUGUACAGAGUACUUCAGCUGGUCAAGAAAUGGCUAGCUGAUAUCAGUACUUGACUGGACAGGAGGAAGUUGGCUCAGUUACAGUAAACUCAUGCCACGUUCUUUUAAGCACGGAAUUGUGUUAGCAUAUUUUUAUUCAUGUGACCUGGAAAGUCUUGCUGUAGAAAUCUAAACUCUGGUCUUUAUCUAUUACUAAACUUAAAACUUAACCAAAAGUUCACUUCAGAUUCAAAUUUUCAAUUGAUGCCUGAUGAUAAACAUCAAAUCAGCCUCUGUAAAUUACUGAGAAUGUUUACAGCAUUUACAUUUAGCCACACCCACAAAACUCCAUAAAAGGCAAAAAUGUAAAUCUUCCACUAACGCAGUUCAGCCAUCGCAGCUAGUCGUCUGCCGCAGACACACACACCGGACCCUCUGCUUUCAGGGUGCCGUUACUUUGGGCUUGAUUUAUUGGUUCGUUUUCCUGGAAAUUACUCUCUUUAUAUGGGAAUUAACACAAACUCAGAAUUCCACAGAACAGGAAGUUUUUUCAUCACUAUUUACAUUUUCUUGUGUAGAAGAUCUUGUGAACAAUUUAGCAAUAAAUUUGUUUGUAUCCCGCUGGAUUAACGAGGCCCGCCGUUUGCUAACUAGCCGAUAGCCGUGUUGAUGAUGGUGAACUAAUAAGAAACGUACAAUUUUAAUCAAGAUGAUGUUCAGAUAUUUGCUUUCAUGGAUUAAAUUAAUAGAACAUGUGAAUAUUGUGCAAACAGAAAUAUAAAGUAAAAAUACCCUAAAAAUCUGUCUUAUGUUUAUCAUUUUUAAUCUGAUGGCUUCAUUACGAAUGACAUUAAACAUCAGAAAGUAUGUCGAAGAUGUCGGCAUCACCAGAUCAUGAUAUAUUCAGACUUAUGUCAUAGGCCCCAUGAGAGACACAACACAGCACUAGUGAAAAUGGCGGUUAAUAUAUUUACAACUAGUAUUAUUUUCCCUCUAGAAUUCCCUUUAGAGCUAUAACAAUAGCACUUUUUUUGCAAAUACAGAUCUAUAACACAGGUGUGGAACAUAUAUACGGUGAUGUAAUAGUAAGCAGAGAUGUUUCUAUUAAAGAGUCAGCGAGGAAAUCACACCUGCGUGUAGGCUUUGCUGGCCGAAGCCUGUGAUUUAGCCGUGCGUGGGUUUGAUAGACGGCUUCAAUCCGCAGAGCCGAUCAUCUGAGUUUCUGGAGCAGAGCUCACUUUUCUCCGCCUCCAGCCGAAAUGAGAGAUGACUCUAUAAAAAUGUAAAGUAGUUCAUAAACACGAGGCACAAGGCUUUCUGCACAGAGACUCCAGCAAUACAGAUUAUAAAAAAAAACAACAAAAAAAAACAGUUUUGCCGAAAACCACGACUUCCUAUGGACCUGCAGUGACUGUGUAUUCUAAUGAGCUUCAUGAAUAAUUCAUAAAGUCUCUGUGACUUCAUCCAAUCACAGAGCAGGAAAAUGUUCCGAGCACAUAUUCAGGAAAGUGGGCGGAGUUUUCAUCAGGGCCGUUUAAGCUAUAAUCAUAAUCAAUUAUUAUUUCAUUUAAUACAUAAUUUAAUCACUUGAUUAAUAAAAAAAAUGAUGAUUGAGUGAGUGAGAAUAAAUAAACGAUUAUUAAUAAAUAUAUUCAAUUAUAUAAAUAAUAUUCGUCAGUGAAUAAAACAAAUGAGUAAAACAUUCACAUCAGCAUUCGCUUCAUUUGUGUAAAUAUAUAUAUAUAUAUAUCAAUAUCUCUUAUAUUCUUCUACUGCAUGGCUCCGAUCCAUUCUAACACUUUAUACAAGUUUUGUUUGUUUGUUUGUUUGUUUGUUUGUUUGUUUGUUUGUUUGUUUGUUUGUUUUCUAAUUCCACCUGAGUGCUGAAUGAAGUCUAAAGGACUGGACUCGAAUCCGAGCGCUCAGAGGACUUAUUUCCUGUGCUUUUUUUUUUUUGUAGACAAAGAAUACUUCUGAAUGUUCUGAUGUGAGUUGAAUGUAAGAUAAGAUGCUGUGUGUGUAUUAUAAUGUACAUUACAGAUGUGUGAGAGAUUAUUAUUAUUAUGAUCAAUAACCCUCAUGAAAAUCCGCUGAAGUAGAAGAGAAUUUUUUUCUUGGAUCUGAAUUAAACUGAUGUACUUGAUUUGCUCAUGUGAUUAUAUAAUAAUAAUAAUAAUAAUAAUAAUAAUAAUGUAUUAAUAAUAAUAAUAAUAAUAAUAAUAAUAAUAAUAAUAAUAAUGAUAAUAAGAGCUAUAUCAGCAUUAGCACUCUGUAGAUGAUGUUUAGACCCGGCACAGUGUUCGCUCGUGGAAAUGACUGGAAUUACUAGAUUGGUUUUCUUCUUCUUCUCGACUGCCUGUUUUUAAGCUGCAGCUUGUUUUUUAUUGGACUUGUGCAGACACUUUUGCAAUCAUGACUUUAUUCUGAAUAUAAUUUAACAAAAACACACACACACACACACACACAUACACACACACACAAAACUUAAAGCCUGAUGAGUUAAAAAAAAAAAAUACAGACCAAUCUAGUAAAUCUACACUGAUUGUUUCUGCAAAUAAUUAUUUGUUCUGAUUAGGCAUGUCAUUUGGAAAUGCCGCUAUUAUGUGCCGCUAUUACUACAAGGCAGUUUGAUUUAUUUAAUUAUUUAUUUAAGGAAAUCAAUUCGUUUCUCCAGUUUUUGAGGUCCACGUGGUUAAAGUCAAUAAAAAAUCUUUGCUCAUGAAAUCAUGGUCUUCUGUCCUGGUGCUUUACCUAGCUCUGGGACUAUUGAGGUGGUGUGUGUGUGUGUGUGUGUGUGGUGAUAUUAUCGAAACAAAGUGAUGAAGCAGAGUCACUGUUACUACAACAAAAUUGAUUAUUUUUCUACAGCAGCACCUCUCUGUGUUUUACUCCUCUUAUACUGCAGCAUUUUUUUUCUUUAUAAAGAAAUGGCACAUCAUACUUUUUAUCCAUUUAUAGUCACAUUAAAUGGUUACAGUUACACUCACAUGCUUGUACAUUACAUCAGCUAUAAACAGGGGCUUUUAUAAUGUAAGCGAAACAAACACAACAAUCAAUGUAACUAUAAAUGAUUGUGUUGUUAAAAGAAAUAAAACGUGUCGCUGUAGGAAACUAAUCAACGUUAAGGUGGUGACUGUGCUUCAUCAUACAUAUUUGACAACAGAGUGGUUUAUUCCUGACUUAAUGUCCUUGUGGAAAAAUUUGUAGAAAGAAAUCAGAGCCACGCCAGCUGAGCUCCAGGCUUUACAACCCCGGCUAAAGCAUUAAAAAAACUGGCGAUCCAUGCGAGAUCUGGGUCUAACU